Messenger RNA from Prorocentrum cordatum, 4521 nucleotides. The record is from the annotation of a GenBank genome assembly. Lineage: Eukaryota; Dinophyceae; Prorocentrales; Prorocentraceae.
AUGUGCGAUGCUCUCGCGGUUGUCGAAGACGCCGACCCGCGCGGAAGGCGAAUCCGAUGUGUUUCCGGGGUCAAGCGGUCCAUCGAGUAUGUGUCAAUCCAGCUCCUGAGCAGCACUGGCGAGCUGGUAGAUGACGAGAGGCCCGCGACACCAGACCCCUACCUGCCUGACGUCAGCAAGCGGCAGUGGGAGGCCAAAGUUGUGGCCUGGCGCAGGGAGAUGUCACAACUGCUUGACGCAGUGCCAAUUGGUGCGACGGAGUUGGCAGCGGCCGAAGAGCUCGGCGUCUGGGUAGAGCCCUCGCCGCCCGCCGUGCGCGGCUGUCGAGCUCUCCUGCAAGAUGGAAACUGCAUACUGCUUGCAUACAGCAUCCUGACGCAAGACUUCUGCGGAUCGACCGACUAUUGUGCGCGAUUUCCCGUUCGUCGAGGCGCGGAGCGCCGCUACGCCGACGUCGCCGACCACUUCGGCUUCUCUCUGGCCGUCGCGCGCCAGCAGGCUUCGCGGCAGGGUGCAUGCCCACUCGUGCCCGGGAAGUAUUUCUGUCAUAUGCGGAGGCAUUGCUGCGCUGCGGCAGUCCUUUCAGGGGCAGAUUCGGUUGUCGUGUGGAGAGGUUUCAGCAGGCACGUUCUGCCGACGGCACAGCGGGUGCGCCGCGUCGAGGAAGUCGAGGGCGCGCUGUUGCACAUAACUUACAGCGGCCCAUUCCGCGCGCUCGAGCAUGGGAACCAAUGGCUGUCACAUCUCGGCUUCGCCCUGAUCCGGCAGCCGCGGGGUCCGACUGGUCCAGGGCGUUACGUCAAGUGGGAGCCGCCGCGGCGCGAAGCUGGAUUGGCCGCGAGCGUGGGCCACUUCGCGGCCGUCAUCCUGCGGCCCGGCAGCGCCACUGUGAUAGACCGCCGAGCAGGUCUGCCAGCGGUUCGCGAGUGGUUGGCGUGGGGCGACAUUCCGGACGUCGAGGAGCACAAGUGGUUCUUGUUGGUGGAGCUCGGCGCGCGGAGGCCGGGGCCCGAGGGCGGCCGCCCUCUUCCAUGGGGCGCGACUUCUGGAAUUAUCGAAGCUCAUAGGCUGGACGCACUCAUCCGUCGGCGCGCGGCUCGCGAACGAGCGACCCCCUAUGGGCUGGCGUCAUCGUCGGGCUCGCUCGCGCCGCUGGAGGCUGCCCGGGUAUCAGCGAACCGAGAGGAGGCAAUGCGGCGCAGAGCUUCGCGUCUGUUCUGCCCGUUGCCGCCGGUGGGGUGGCCCGGCACUCAGGUGCCCCAAGUCCCGUGCGAUUUCUCCCUCGAGCUGCCGCGUCUUCCGAAGAUCCGCUUGCUCGAGCGACUCAACGCUCACCCUCGGGACUCCCAGUUGCACUUCGUCGAAGAGUCGCACGCCUAUUACAUUAGCGGCGCGCGAACGCAUGGGUCGGUCACGGGAUUGAUACAUGAGUACUGCAGUGUUUUCGACGCUGGCGCUGUGAUUGGGAAGAUGCGGAGCGGGCGGAACUGGCCGCGACCUGAUUAUUUGCGCCACCCUCGCCCGGAAGACGUGGUCGCGGAGCUGCGGGCCACGGCGGAGGCUGCUCGCUUGCACGAGUUACUUGUUUCGCACGGGGCUUGCGACGCCGAGAUCUGCGCCGAGAUGAAGGCAACUGCGAGAGCGGCCCCCCACUUGGCAAACCAUCUGGAAAGUCUAUCUCUCUCGGAUCACGAGAUCGUGGAGAAAUGGCGCCUGAACAAAGAAGAGGCGGCUAGGCGGGGCACCUGGAUGCACUGGACGUUCGAGGCCCACCUCAACCGCGUUCCGGUGCCCCGCGAUGCCGUCGAGUUCCAGUUGUUCUUGAAAUUCUUGGGCGCGCUGAAAGGUCUGGUGGCUUUCCGCGCCGAGUGGGCCAUCUUCGCCGAGCACGAGGGGCUCGCUGGGUCAAUCGACUUCGUGGCUCGAGACUCUGCGGGCAGCCUGUACAUAUACGAUUGGAAGCGGGCGAAUAAUUUACGUUCGAAGUUCACGAACCCAUGGGGGAAUAUGAAGUUUCCAUUAAGCCGAUUGUCAGACUGCCAGGGAAAUCAUUACCGGGUGCAGCUUAACAUCUACAGGUGGAUGUUGGAACAUUACUACGGCGCCCGCGUGGCCGCGAUGUAUGUGGUCUGCCUUCAUCCGGACACCGGCGACCAGCCAUUUGUGGACGACGUGCCGGUGAUCCCAGAGAUCGAGGAGCUCAUGGCCAUUCAACGCACGAGGUCCCGAGAGUUGCGGGCAAUGGCGUCGGAAUACACCCGGGAGAUAGACCCUCUGGGCGGCUGGCCGCGGCCAGUCGUGGCGGCGCGCAUGCCUUAUUGCCUGAGCACCGCGGCCAAUUUCGAUCGCGCCUUUCGCCAGAUGUCAGUGGACGAGCAGGACGGUGCCAGGCUCGCGCCGGCGCCGGCUCGGAGACGAAUCAGAAGCAAGAGCACGGCGGACGACGUCGGCGAGGGCUGGGUUUGCCUCGCGGCCGAGCAGCGCCAGCCCCACGAGCUCGCGGACGUGGGCUCGGCGGAUGCACCUGAAUCCCCGAGCGGCGACGAGGGCGAAACAGCAGUGCGCGCAGAGUUGUUCGAGCGCCUGGAAAAGGAAGUCAAGAGUUACGCUGCGGGGGUGACGCUCCUGCGCCCCAAGCGGGACAGCGAGGGCGUCAAACUGAAAUUUGCUUGCGGCCUAUGCCCGUUCCGAUCGUUCACGACGCAGGCGCUCUUGGCCUCGCACGUCUCCAAGUAUCACCUCAGAAAGACGCGCUUCGUGGCCUCGGGCACGAAGCAGUUCAAUGCCGUGUGCGCGUUGUUCGACAACGACCGGCUCCUGCGAGCUCCAACAGGGAACCUGCUGAAGCGAUCUGCGACGAUCCUGCGGGAGACAGUAUCUCCUGCUGUUCAUCGCGGACAGAACGCCAUUGACAAGGACAUCGUCCUGGUCCUCGACGACGACGGGCCGUCGUAUCAAAACAAGGCAGCAGAGUCCUUGCGCCAUCAUGGGCGCGUUCGCCCGACGAUGCUGCGGACGUGCGCUCGCGUCGUGGAGCAGGGCUCCGAGCUGAGCAGCAUGUUGCCGACGCGCGUUGAUCACUGGCUGAAGCUUAUGGAAGACGCGUUCAACAGCGCGCACGUAGAGAGGCGCAGCACUGCGUUGAUGGAAGAAUGCCACCGGCAUGAGGAAUUCCUCCACGUCUCCAUGGACGCCACUAUCCGCAUUCUGCGCAGGGUCAAGGGCCAGGCGGAUUAUCGGUCCGCACAAGCAGUGCGCGACGCUGCACCCGUGCCGGACGUGGACGCCAAGCGCCGCGUCCUGACUCUCGCGGGCAGGACGGGCGCGGCGCUCGGUGUUUUCCUGACGAAGGACGAAGGCGCUGAUGAAAUAGCUGAGGCCAUUGCAGCUCGUUGGUCGGCGGCGUGCAGAUUGCAGACGGCGUCCGUCGCCAGUGACCAGCCGAGCAGCGCGCUAUUCCGCGCCUUGCGAGGUUCAUGUUUUCCUGGACUAUCAGUCUUGAGUCUCGACCCAGUUCAUCUGCCCAUCACGUACGAGGAGACGCACUGGAGAAAAAAGACGGUGGGAUCGCGACUAUUGCGGAUUCUAAUGGCCAAGUUUACGAAGGUGGAUUGCACGCUACCCGCGCAAUACUGGGGGGCGCCGUUCGACGGGACGAACGCCCCAGCUCUGCGGCCAAUAGAAGAGCGCGCGCGAGCACAGAUACUCGAUCAUUCAUUCGCGAAGUCGCGAGCUCAACAUGUGAUCGACCACGUGAACGCCGAGCUGCCAUGGAAAACAACGCAUGAGUUCAUCGAGUCUAUCGCCGCGCUGAGCGCGUUGGUUCCAGAAGAGCUUGCUCGCCGCACCCACGUGAACAACGUUCAACUCAAGAGGUUGCUUUACAAUGCGACCGCCCCUGCUCGCAUGCAAUGGUUCUUCAAUAAUCAGCGAUUCAGGCAUUCCUUGCCGGCGGCGCGCUUGGCUCUGUUGGGGUCUGGCACGUCCGUCAACGAAUCCUUCAACCACGAGAUCAACACGUGGUUUCGCAACCAGGGGGACAUCUACGCUUCGACGGCGGAGCUUCAACUUAGGAUUGGGUUUCUGGGGAAGCUGCAAGCCCACAGUUGCGCGCUGUAUUCCCCGACGCUGCGGCAGCUGCGACAGGCCAACGUGCUAUCGCGAAGCAUUAUGGCCUGGGCUUUUCCCCGAGAUGACUGGAAGAGUUACUGCGCGCUCCAGGCGCAGUGCGGCACCGACGUCCUGGCGCCUGCACGACUUCCGCUCCGCGAAGCCCGACAAAGAGUCGCGCGGCUGAUUGCCGAGCGCGCUGCGUGCGUUCGGGGGAAGCCAGCGGCGCGCGAGGCCGCGCCUGCCGGGCGGCGCGGUGCUCAGAAGAAGCCCGCUGCAAGGGCGCUCUUGGACAGUCUGCGCGAUCGUAGAGAGCCUAGGAUCAAGAGAACAGCUUUCACUUUGAAGCGCAAGCCUGCGUCGCGCGGGGCCCCUGGCCAGGCUCCCGCCGCGCGCACUUGCCAGCGGUGA